AUGUCCGAUGAAGAAUUAAUAACUUUGGCCAAAAAGAAAUCCGAAGCUCCCCCACGAAGGAGGAAGCCCAAGAAGAUCAUUAUACCGCGACGUGUACCAUCGAUAGUGGUGCCACCUCGCGUACCUGUGUAUAUCACACCGGAUAAGACCGUCUGUGUUGAAUGUCCAUGCUUCCCGCCCGAAGAUCCUUAUGUAAAGAACAAGAAAUUGAAUCCGUGUCAAAAGUCACCGAAGACGUUGUACGAAUUAUCGGCUGCGGUCGUUGACCUUUUGGCAUUCCCGCCGGCGUUUGAUUGGUCCGAAAACGAGGUGGCCGAUUGGACGGAGACCGAAGUGGGGUUGCCGGAGUAUAAGGAGUGCAUCUUGGACAACCACAUAAACGGGCGUCGGUUGAUAAUGCUCGAAGAUUCUUAUACGCUGACUGAAAUUAAUGUAAAGAAUUUCGACCACAUAAAGAUAAUAACGUCGAAAGUAAGAGAACUAUACACAAUGGAAUUCAUACUGUUCAGUCGUAGCGUGGGCAUAGUUCCGAGGAAACCUCUCACGCACUGCAACUGGUUCAAGUCAAGAACGGGACCAACUUGGGGGAUCAGACAGAAUUGGACAAGGUACCAAAAACCUGAUUUUCCAAAAACGCUAUUCGGUCGUGUUGAACGCAGAAAGACGUUUGUCCCUAUACCUCAUUACAAGCCUACUGAUGAAGUUUGUAGAGAAUAUUUGGCGCCAAGAAGAUUCAUAUUACAAAAAGGUAUAGCAGAAUCCAAGCAAUAUAUAUGGAUGGAACAUAGACCGGAGCCGAAGAAACCGAAGAUCAAGAAGACGGAAAAGAAAGAAUCGAGGCUCAUACCGAAGAAGAUCAGUUUGACUGGACUUACAGGGAAAGAAUUCAUAUUGGCGAAACGAAAGAUGCCUAAACCGAAGUUUUUGGGAUAA
This is a messenger RNA of Danaus chrysippus (African queen), 933 nucleotides long. NCBI's taxonomy places the organism in Eukaryota, Metazoa, Arthropoda, Insecta, Lepidoptera, Nymphalidae. The record is from the annotation of a GenBank genome assembly.